AUGGAGAGGGCGGCCCAGGGCGCGGACAGCGGCGGGGGCAGCAACAGCAGCAGCCGAAGCAGCAGCCGCGCCACCUCGGCGGGCUCCUCGCCCUCCUGCUCCCUGGCUGGCCGGGGGGUCUCCGGCAGGUCGGCGGCCGCCGGGCUCGGAGGCGGGGGCAGCCGCAGCAGCCCGGGCUCGGUAGCCGCAAGCCCGUGCGGGGGCAGCGGCCGGCGGAGGGAGCCGGCGCUCGAGGGCGUGCUCAGCAAAUACACCAACCUCCUCCAGGGCUGGCAGAACAGGUACUUCGUGCUGGAUUUCGAGGCUGGCAUCCUGCAGUAUUUUGUGAAUGAGCAGAGCAAGCACCAGAAGCCUCGAGGGGCCCUGUCUCUUUCUGGUGCCAUCGUGUCCCUGAGCGACGAAGCGCCCCACAUGCUGGUUGUGUACGCUGCCAACGGGGAGAUGUACAAACUGAGAGCUGCUGAUGCAAAAGAGAAACAGUUCUGGGUGACUCAGCUCCGAGCUUGUGCCAAAUACCACAUGGAGACGAAUUCGAAGACAACUCCAAGCUCCCGAAGCCGAAGUCUCACUUUGCUCCCCCAUGGAACAUCCAAUUCUGCGUCUCCCUGUAGCCAGAGACACCUCAGCUCCGGGGCCCCUGGUGUCGUCACAAUCACGCAUCACAAGUCGCCUGCCGCCGCCCGAAGAGCCAAGAGUCAGUAUUCCGGCCAGCUUCACGAAGUCAGAGAGAUGAUGACCCAGGUGGAGGGGCAGCAGAAGAACCUGGUGCACGCCAUCGAGUCUCUCCCGGGGUCUGGUCCCCUCACUGCCUUGGACCAGGACUUACUGCUCCUGAAAGCUACCUCUGCGGCCACCCUCAGCUGCCUCGGGGAGUGCCUGAGCCUGCUCCAGCAGAGCCUGCACCACGCCGGCCAGCCCAGCCGCAGGCCGGGGGCCUCGGAAAGCAUCCUGGGAUGGCAUGGGCCCAAGUCACACUCCACGGAGCAGCUGAAAAAUGGGACACUUGGCUCCUUGCCAUCAGCCAGCGCCAGCAUCACCUGGGCCAUUUUACCCAACUCCACGGAGGACGAGCAAACCUUCCCGCCAGAGCCAGAGCCAGAGCCCAAUUCAGGCCCUGAAUUGGUUUUGUCCGAAGAUGAGAAAAGCGACACUGAAGAUCAGGAAGAGACAGAACUGGGCGUCAUGGAGGACCAGCGCAGUGUGAUCCUUCACCUCAUUUCUCAGCUCAAACUUGGGAUGGAUCUGACCAAGGUGGUGCUCCCCACGUUCAUUCUGGAGAAGCGGUCCUUGCUGGAGAUGUACGCUGACUUCCUGGCACACCCCGACCUGCUGCUGGCCGUCACCGCGGGGGCCACGCCCCAGGACCGGGUCAUCGGCUUCGUGGAGUAUUACCUCACCGCCUUCCACGAGGGCCGCAAGGGUGCCCUGGCCAAGAAGCCCUACAACCCCAUCAUUGGCGAGACGUUCCACUGCUCCUGGGAGGUUCCCAAGGACAAGGUCAAGGCCAGGAGGACUGCCCCCCCUGCCCCUGUGGGCCACGAGCACCCGAUGGCCGACGACUCUUCCAAGAACUACAAGCUGCGGUUUGUGGCCGAGCAGGUGUCUCACCACCCGCCCAUCUCCUGCUUCUACUGUGAGUGCAAGGAGAAGAGACUGUGUGUCAACACUCACGUGUGGACCAAAAGCAAGUUCAUGGGCAUGUCCGUGGGGGUCUCAAUGAUCGGGGAAGGUGUGCUGCGGCUCCUGGAGCACGGGGAGGAGUAUGUGUUCACCCUGCCCAGCGCCUACGCCCGGUCCAUCCUCACCAUCCCAUGGGUGGAGCUCGGAGGCAAAGUCAGCAUCACCUGCGCCAAGACCGGCUACUCGGCCACCGUCACCUUCCACACGAAGCCUUUCUACGGGGGCAAGGUCCACAGGGUCACAGCAGAAGUGAAGCAUACCCCCACCAACACCAUCGUGUGCAAAGCCCACGGGGAGUGGAACGGGACCCUGGAGUUCACCUACAACAACGGGGAGACCAAGGUCAUCGACACGACCACACUGCCCGUGUACCCCAAGAAGAUCCGCCCCCUGGAGAAGCAGGGCCCCAUGGAGUCCAGGAACCUCUGGCGGGAGGUGACCCAGUGCCUGCGCCUAGGGGACAUGGAGGCGGCCACCGAGCAGAAGCGGCGGCUUGAGGAGAAGCAGCGGGCGGAGGAGCGGAAGCGGGAGAACCUCCGCGCGACCUGGCGGCCCAAGUACUUCAUCCAGGAGGGUGACGCCUGGGUGUACUUCAAGCCCCUGUGGAAGGCACACUGA
Messenger RNA from Rangifer tarandus platyrhynchus (Svalbard reindeer), 2298 nucleotides. The record is from the annotation of a GenBank genome assembly. Lineage: Eukaryota; Metazoa; Chordata; Mammalia; Artiodactyla; Cervidae.